Ricinus communis (castor bean) is the source of this 1287-nucleotide messenger RNA. RefSeq lists its product as uncharacterized. The transcript has a single exon. Lineage: Eukaryota; Viridiplantae; Streptophyta; Magnoliopsida; Malpighiales; Euphorbiaceae. Gene Ontology annotation, molecular function: S-adenosylmethionine-dependent methyltransferase activity. The record is from RefSeq and is a predicted model, not a curated record. The coding region runs from base 254 to 1003 and encodes 249 amino acids.
UUUUCAUGAAAAUGCUCCAAUACCAUAAUCAUACAAACAAAAAACAAACAGUUUCGUUCCGUAAUACCCACCACAUGUUUCUUCAUCAUUGGCUCCUUCUCUUUGGAGCUUGAAUCCUUACCUUUUGUUUUUCCUAUUAUACUCUCAUGCAAGAACAUUACUAAAACAGACAGAAUUCUGUCCAAAGAGUCAGUUUUAGAGAGAGAGAGAGAGAGAGAGAAACCUUAUUACAUGCAGCAAAAAAAAGAAAAACAUGAAACCAACAAAACCACCUGUACUGAAAUACUUUCUUGUUUCCCUUUUCCUUUCUCUUCCUCUCCUUCUCUUCUUCUUCUUCUUCUUCUUCUCUCUCAAAACCACCACCAACCCACCACCGGCAAACGACCGUUCUUCCACCGCCACAAUCACCGGUUUGAAAAUCCGACCAGGGUACAAAACCUACGAUUCAUACAUACAACGUCAACUAAACAAAACCCUCAAUCCUAAGCUAAGAAAAACAUGGUUAACACGUGAUUGGGAUCGUAAAGUUAGAGUCUUUGCACAUUUUUUUCAAGAUUUGAAACAAGAAAACCUUGUUUUUAACAAUUCUAAGGCUUUAAGCAUUGGAGCUCGUGUUGGCCAAGAAGUUGAAGCUUUUAAACGUAUUGGCGUCACUGACUCUGUGGGUAUUGAUCUCGUGCCCUAUCCGCCGUCUGUUAUAAAAGGUGACUUUCAUCAUCAACCGUUUGAUGAUGAGACUUUUGAUUUCGAAUUCUCGAACGUGUUUGAUCAUGCUUUGUUUCCUGAGAAAUUUGUUUCUGAGAUUGAACGGACGUUGAAGCCUGGUGGGGUUUGUGUUUUGCACGUGGCGGUUAAUAGACGGUCCGAUAAGUAUUCUGCUAACGAUUUGUUUAGUGUUCAACCGUUGAUUCAGUUGUUUAAGAACUCGGAGUUGGUUCAUGUCCGGAAAGUUGAUGGGUUCGGAUUGGAUACUGAGGUGGUUUUCAAAAAGAAGAAGGCAUAAUUCUUCUUUUUUCAGUUUGUUUGGUUUUUGUUAUUUUUUAAUUCUUUUAUUUGUAAUCUUCUUUUACAUCUAUAGUAGUUUCUUUUUCAAUAUUUUAAAUGUUCGGUAUUGUCUUAUUUGUUUGUAUAAGUACAAUGUAAUGAAAUGUUCAGAAAGAAAAAAUGUCAAAGCAUUUCUUUUUCAUGUAAAUGCAGUGUAGUUGCAGUAAGAAGCUAUGGAUCUUUUUCAAAAUACUGAAAAAGAAUAAAAAUUGUGCUCUGUAGAUUAGUUUGAAUGGUGUAAAU